This is a messenger RNA of Lycium ferocissimum, 1019 nucleotides long. RefSeq names its product esterase FUS5-like. Bases 90 to 785 code for a protein of 231 amino acids. The record is from RefSeq and is a predicted model, not a curated record. The transcript has 5 exons. NCBI's taxonomy places the organism in Eukaryota, Viridiplantae, Streptophyta, Magnoliopsida, Solanales, Solanaceae.
GUAAUAAAUACAUGAUGAACAGUUGCUCUCAAGACAAUCAGCUCCAAAGAAAAAUAACUUGACUAACAAAACAAGAGAGCUAUAGUUAUAUGGAAAAUUACCAAUAUGAGAAGAAGCCCAGAGUUCUCUGCCUCCAUGGCCAUGGAAGCAGUGCUGAAAUAUUGAAGAAAGAAUUGGUUCUUGGUUGGCCAGAAACUGUUCUUGAAGAGCUAGAUCUGGUGUUCUUGAAUGGACCUUUUUUACUUCAAGAAAAAGUGGAUGUUCAUGGCAUUUUUCAUCCACCUUACUAUGAAUGGUUCCAAGCUGAUAAGGACUUCAAAAUUUUUUACAAAUUUGAAGAAUGUGUUCAAUAUGUAGAAGCUAACAUGGAGAAGUAUGGACCAUUUGAUGGUGUUCUAGGUUUCUCUCAGGGAGCAAUUUUAACUGCAUCAAUGCCUGGAAUGCAAAGGGAAAGAGUGGCUCUGACUAAAGUCCCAAAAAUAAAAUUUGUGAUCAUAAUAUCAGGGGCUAAAUUUGGAGGGAUUCAAUUUGGAUGCCCAAGUCUUGCUGCUAAUGCAUUUUCAUCUCCAAUUGAGUGUCCAUCUCUGCGCUUCAUAGGUGAGAAGGAAAUCCAAAAGCCAAAUGAAGAAGAACUUGUGAAGUGCUUCGUGAAUCCUGUUGUGAUUCAUCACCCAGAGGGCCACAAAGUACCAAACCUAGAUGCUGGAAGCAUGAAAACUGUGAUAUUAUUCAUAAACAAGGUGAAGAAAAUCAAAGUGCCAUUGCAGGGGAACUCCAAUUUGUAACUCUUUCUUCUCCAAAGAGUUAGCAAAUGUACUUGUGAUUUGUGAAUUAUAUUAAAAUUUAAAUCCAUUUCGUUGAAGACAAAUUAAUAAACGUCAAUUUGAAUUGGCUUUUCACAUUUUGAUGUAUUUGAGUGUGAGUUCUUUGCUUAAAAGACAUAAUUUUCUAUGGUGUAGUUUAAUUGGUCAUAACACUUUAUUUACAUCUUUUUGGUAUAUCAACGGAUAUUUUUUAUA